UCAAACACGAGGGUGGCAUCAUUGCAGUAGACAUCAAUCAAGAGAUGGGUGGACAACAAUGCACAGAAGAAGCUGGAUAUUGCGUGGGUGGAGGCGAUGUUCCGUGUUGGCAUUGCGUUCAACUUCCUGAACUUUGACACGAAGCAGAAGCUCCACGAAGUUUACUUGGAAGUGGCGAAUGCGCGAUCGAAGGUCAAGCUGCCCUCGUACAAGCAUAUGAGAACGGUGAUGCUUGACUUCAUCUACUUACGAAUUCAAAAGCAAGUGCAUCCUUUGACAACCUAUUGGGAUGAAUCUUGCUGUACAUUCAUCACGGACGGGUCAUCCGACCGUCGAGAGCGCCCUGUCAUGAACUUCUUGGCAGCGGGGGAGAAGGGUGCAGUUCUGGUGGCCACAAUGUCAAUGACGGCAAGGAAGGAAACAACGCAGGCGUUGGCAAAGUUGUGGGAGCAGAUCAUGAGGGAGAUAGGGGUGCGUCGCAUCAACGCGAUCUGCACCGACAAUGCCGAGGUGAACAAGAAGGCUGCUCAGAUUCUGGAGCGCCGCACUGACAAAGACAUUGCAAGGAUUCCAUGGGUUCCUUGCGUUGCGCAUUGUUGCAGCCUUUUGCUGCGAGACUUCAACAAGCUAGACUGGGUGAAGACCACUGUCAAGAGAGGCCACACUAUUGUGAAGUUGAUCCAGAACCACCACUCCACGAAUAGCCUGAUGAUGUCCAUGGACGAUUCCCUGACAUUGCUUCGUCCCACAAAAGUUUGGUUCGGGUCAGUGUACAUGAUGUUGGAGAGGCUUCUGAACAGGAAGGCAGUGCUGUCGGAUAUGGUGGAUCGGAAAAAUGCAGCACGGUGGACGGGGAUCCGUUGGUCCACUGCAAAGUUGAAGUCAAAAGCGGACCUGGUUUACUUCACCAUGAGGAGAGACGGCUGGUGGAUGGAGUUGAAGAAGGUGGUCGAUGUAAUGGAACCGUUGUACAACCUUCUUAGGAGGAUGGAUCGGGAUGGAACAUCGUCGACAAACCUUGUCGAAUACGACGAUCUGAUCGAAAGGAAACUGGCUCAUGUUGUUCUCACUGAGGAGCAGCGGGCGAGCGUCAUGGAGAAAGCCAGAGAUCGGGUGAAGAUUAUGCGGCAGCCAAACGCGAUGCGUUACCUGCAGAGACACGUUGAAGGUCCUUGGAAAGGGCCAGACCACCUUGACGUUUUGGGUGACCUGCACGAGUUUCACAAGGAGCACAUGCCGAACGGGCCCAAGAGAAAGGACAAGAAGAUGUGGGAGCCUGAUGCGAAGGUUGAUUGCGAGAAGCUCACACCGUCAGAGUGGUGGGCGACUUAUGGUGGCGAUGUCCCCGACUUGCAGUCCAUUGCCAUCAAAGUAAUGGGCAUGUCGAGUACAACAACACCGACUGAGAGGAAUUGGUCGUCCAUGGACUUCGUGCAUUCGAAAAGGAGGAACAACUUGAAGCCCGAAACAUUGGAGAAGUUGGUGUACAUCCAUUGGAACAUGCAACUAUUGCGUGUUGCCAACAACGGCGGUGCCAACGACGAGGGCUACGUCAAUCUGUGGAUUUCGUUCUUCGAGGCUAUUCCGGAGCCAGACGAGAACGAUGGAUCUAUCUUGAGGGGCCCUGAGGACGAAACUGAGAAGGCGGAUGAGGAGUUGUUGUGGAAGGGGAAGUUUGGAUUGUCGGAUGAGACGAGCGGCGCGGACGAGGAGGAGGAUGAAAGUGAUUCCGAUUUUGAGCUGGGAACCCAGCCAUCGGUCCCGGGCACUACUUACGUUGGUAGGAGAGAACCUGCAGGGCGUCGGAGGGAGAAGCAGCCCGCGGUCUCUACACAGGCCCGGAGGGAAAGCUCCUCCCGAUACCAUCCUCAGUCCGACGUUGAGUUCCAUCACAUGGACACAGACAUCGAGUUGCUGCUGCAAAGAGGUCCGGUUGAUGAAGAUGAGGCGGAGGCCGACCGUGCAAAGGCAUUAGCAGAUCACGAUAGAGAUGCCAUCCAAAAACGGAUCAUGGAAGAUGAUGCCCGACGCACAACAAUCCCAACUCGGAGGGAGAUUAAGAGAUGCAAGAAGAAGGUUGGGGAAAAGGAACCGGAGACACGUCGGCCAUCGGACGCUGUGCAAGAGCGAGAAGAGGAAGAGCAACAGCAAAGUGGACCGGUUUUGAAGGUGGCGGACCAGCAAGAGGCGAAGCACCGCAAAGAGGCGGACCAGCAAGAGGCGGACCAGCAAGAGGCGGAGCACCGCAAAGAGGCGGAGGAGAAGGACCAGCAAGAAGACAAGGACGACAUGGACCACCUACAAGAGGCAGAGAUGGAGCACGGAGAAGAGGACGAGGAGAUGGAGCAUGAAGAGGACGAGGAGGGGAUGGAGAGUCAAGGAGUGGAGGAGGCCAUGGAACAGCAAGAAGACGCGGAGGGCAUGGAUCAACAGGACAUGUGUAGACUCCCCUGCCUGCAGUGAACGACGAAGAAGAGCACCAGCCUGCAAGAAGUGGAGGAGGCCAUGGAACAGCAAGAAGU
Molecule: messenger RNA, 2522 nt
Organism: Chara braunii
Lineage: Eukaryota; Viridiplantae; Streptophyta; Charophyceae; Charales; Characeae
Source: the annotation of a GenBank genome assembly